AUGUCUGAAACGACCCCUAUGGGAUCUUGCCCUCAAGGUGGUAAGUGGUAUACAUGCGUAGUUCAAUCACCAACAUUUUUUGGAUGCUGCUUGAGUGAUCCAUGCAAUGGAAUUGGUUGCCCAGAGAACAACCUCACGGCUGCAGGAAUGGGAACAGCAGGUGGCCCCGAUGCUCCCAGUAAUGAUGGAUCAUACUACCAAAAUUCGGCUUGCCUAAACGGAGGAGUUUGGUUCACUUGUUCUGAGCAAUCUCCGUCUUUUCAAGGUUGCUGUGAUACUAGCGAUGGUUUUAAUCCAUGUCAAGACAACGGUUGUCCCAAGGAAAGACUCUACGCUGCGGCAUUUAAAACCGUUCAAGUCAUGAUUGACUCUGAUACUUUUUCUAUUUCAUCUUCCCUGACAUCAUCAUUUCCAUCAUUUUCUUCUUCCACCUCAUCUCUUUCCAUCUCUUCAUCUUCGACUUCAUCUUCAACAACAAACCCCAUUAUUAGCCCCAGUUCCACGGCACAACCUGCAUCAUCUCAAGCAUCACCCACAGUGAGCGCGAUAUCAGAUCCGAUUGGACAUGAUUCAGAGUCAAAAUUACCCAUCGCAGCAAUUGUAGGAAGUGCUUUAGGUGGAGUCGUUGUUAUGCUAAUUGUCCUGCUGGGAAUUUUUUGCUUUCAACGACGAAGAAAGAGAGCUCCGUCGGCAGGAUUAAUUGAACCAUAUUAUCAAGCCUCACAAGACAUUUUUAUGGCUAAAGGAACUCCGCCAUCCUUUGUUUAUGGAGCCAGUCCUCCAGAUGGUAAAGUUCUUCCAAAAGUAGAUUAUCGUCCGAUGUCCCAUACACCAUCUUCACCACCUCACAAGAGUUCAUCUAAACAACUCGCCCUACCCGAUUCAAAUUCUGGUGAUAUGGCAAACAAUACUAUGGGUUCUUGUCCUUUAGGUGGUCUCGUAACUGGGCUAGGACUUGGACUUACAGGACAAGAAGCAUCUCUUAGCCUUGGCUCUUAUUAUCCAAACGUGUAUUGUUCUUCUGGAAGUUGGUGGAUAUGUGCAAGUCAUAAUCCUUCGUUUCAAGGUUGUUGUGAUGUCAAUCCAUGUUCAGCAAAUGCUACGCAUUGCCCUCAAUCCCAGCUACAUCCUGCGGCUUUCAAGGCUAUUACCACUGCUUUGGACUCUACCGGAUCGUUCAACACUACUCUGCCGAUAGCUGCUUUUCCGGUGGCUACUUCUACUCACUACGAUUUCAAUGACGAAUACACCUGA
Messenger RNA from Sclerotinia sclerotiorum 1980 UF-70, 1254 nucleotides. RefSeq lists its product with no specific name. The record is from RefSeq and is a predicted model, not a curated record. NCBI's taxonomy places the organism in Eukaryota, Fungi, Ascomycota, Leotiomycetes, Helotiales, Sclerotiniaceae. Bases 1 to 1254 code for a protein of 417 amino acids. The transcript has 5 exons.